Plasmodium malariae is the source of this 6618-nucleotide messenger RNA. Its product is annotated as DNA-directed RNA polymerase III subunit RPC1, putative. The transcript has 5 exons. Gene Ontology annotation, molecular function: DNA binding; DNA-directed RNA polymerase activity. NCBI's taxonomy places the organism in Eukaryota, Apicomplexa, Aconoidasida, Haemosporida, Plasmodiidae. The coding region runs from base 1 to 6618 and encodes 2205 amino acids. Gene Ontology annotation, biological process: DNA-templated transcription. The record is from RefSeq and is a predicted model, not a curated record.
AUGCAGGUCGACAUGCAGGAGCUGAGGGAGGUAAUCCGGACGAGCAGCUUGAAGAAGGGCUUCGUGAAGGAUGUGAAGAACAACUGUGAGAUUAAGAGCAUCCACUUUGGAAUAAUGAGUAAAGAAGAAAUAAUUAAAUAUUCGGAAGUAAAAAUUAUGAAUAGAGAAAUGUAUAAAAGUAAUAGUGGUAUUCCAUAUCCAUAUGGUGUUUUAGAUUUAAAAUUAGGUGCACAUAAAAGUAAUUCAGUAUGUGAAACAUGUAAUAGAAAAUUUAUUAACUGUUCAGGUCAUUUUGGACAUAUUGAAUUAAAUUAUCCAUUUUUUCAUAUAGGAUAUUAUAAGUAUAUUAUUCAUAUUCUAUAUUGUAUAUGUAAAACGUGUUCAAAUUUGUUAUUACCCUUAGAUAAGAUUGAAAUAUUUUCAGAAUUAAAAAGGAAAAAGACAGAUGACUCACUUUUUAAAAAACAUUUAUUUAAAAGAAUAUUAAAUGAAUGCAAAAAAAUAAAUAGAUGUUAUAAAUGUGGAAGUCCACAAGGAGUAAUUAAGAAGAUAAUAAAACCGAGUCUUGAUCAAUUUAUGAAAUUAAAACAUAUAUUAAAGGUUAAAGUAAAUGGUAAAAUGAUUAUAAAAGAGGAAGAUUUAAAUAGUUUAUAUGUGUUAAAAUUAUUUCGUAAUAUAAAUCCAUUUCAUGUAAAAUUAUUAAAUAUUGAGAAACCAGAAAAACUAAUCAUUACAGCACUUCUAGUACCUCCAAAUACUAUACGCCCUUCUGUAAUUAUAGAUGAACAUGGUACAGCAGAAGACGACUUAACAUGUAUAUUGUCCGAAAUAGCACAACUUAAUAAUACUAUUCAUAAUCAAUGUUUAAAUGGGUAUCAGACGAAUCAAUUUUUAGGAAAUAUUGAAUUUUUACAAUUACAGCUAACCAGAUUUAUCAACAGUGAUUCACCAGCUGUAUCACAGCUUUUAGCUACACAAAAUAUUUCAAAACCAGGAAGAGGUAUAUGUCAAAGACUCAAAGGAAAAGAAGGUAGAUUUAGAUGUAAUCUAUCGGGUAAGAGAGUAGAUUUUUCAAGUAGAACUGUUAUAUCUCCUGAUCCUAAUAUUUCUAUAGAUGAAGUUGUUAUACCAAAAAUUAUUGCUAUGAGACUCACCUAUCCAGAAAUUGUAAAUAAAUACAAUAUGGAAAAAUUAAAAAUGCUCAUUAGAAAUGGGGCAAACAUGUGGCCUGGUGCUAACUAUAUCAUAAAGAGGAAACAGAAAAGUGCGGAUUAUGUUGAGAAUACUAGCUUUGGUCUUAGAGCAAUGAGCAACGGGGGUAUGGCCGGUAGCGGCAGUACCCCGGCAAUUCUGGACGCCCUAAAAAGGUACAUCAACAGGAGCGGUAUUGUUAACGGAAGUGCUGGUACCAAUGAUAAUGCCUGCCCAAGCAUCAGCGCAAGUAAAAUAAGCCUGAAGUACGCGAAUAAAAGGUACGUAAUAGAUAACCUGAGCAUAGGGGAUAUAGUGGAAAGGCAUAUAUGCAACGGUGAUAUCGUUUUGUUCAACAGGCAACCGUCUCUACACCGCAUGUCAAUCAUGUGCCAUAAGGCAAAAGUAAUGGAUUACAAAACUUUUCGUUUCAAUGAAUGUGUGUGUUCACCAUAUAAUGCAGAUUUUGAUGGAGAUGAAAUGAAUUUACAUGUACCACAAACAGAAGAAGCAAGAGCAGAAGCAUUAUAUCUAAUGAAUGUGAAACAUAAUUUAAUAACACCAAAAAAUGGAGAAGUAAUAAUAGCAUUAACACAAGAUUUUUUAUCUGCAUCUUAUAUUAUUACUAAUAAGGAUACAUUUAUUGAUAGAGAUACUUUUUGUUUAUUAUGCUGUUAUUUCUCCGAUGGAAAAGUUCAUAUAGAAUUACCUGUACCGGCAAUAUUAAAACCUAAGGAAUUAUGGACAGGUAAGCAAUUAAUUAGUGUUUUAAUUAAACCUAAUAGAAAAGAAAAUACUAUAAUAAAUUUUGAAUUAAAAGAAAGAGAAUAUUCAUCUAAAAAUGGAGAUUUAAAAUAUUUAUGCUUAAAUGAUUCAUAUGUUUGUUUUUAUAAAUCUGAACUAGUUUGUGGUUCGCUUGGGAAAAAAGUAUUAGGGUCAUCAAAAUAUGGUCUAUUCUAUUAUUUAAUUCAUCAUAAUUCAUCGCAUGUUGCGGUAAAAAUUAUGAACAGAUUUUCUAAACUAACUAGUAGAUACUUUUCAAAUAAAGGUAUGACCAUUGGAAUAGAUGAUGUUACUCCAUCCACUACAUUAACAGAAAAGAAAAAAGAUUUAUUACUUAAAGGUUAUGAUAUGGUUAAUAAAGAAAUUAUAUCCUAUAAUGAAAAGAAAAUGCAAAUACAACCAGGAUGUACUUUACAAGAAACGUUAGAAAUUAAGGUAAAAAAUAUAUUAGAUGAUUUAAGAAAUGAUGCAGGAAAAACAUGUAAUCAGUAUUUACAUCAUUUAAAUAAACCACUAAUUAUGUUCAACUCUGGAGCUAAGGGAGCUCUAAUUAAUAUUGCACAAAUGAUAGCGUGUGUUGGACAACAAAAUGUAGCUGGUCAAAGAAUACAAAAUGGAUUUAUUAAUAGAACAUUACCCCAUUUUCAUUUUCAUUGUAAAGAUUCUGAAAGUAGAGGAUUUGUUCAAAAUUCUUUCUAUACUGGACUCAAUCCAACCGAAUUCUUUUUUCAUACCAUGUCUGGUAGAGAAGGAUUAGUCGACACUGCUGUGAAGACUGCCGAAACUGGGUACAUGCAAAGAAGAUUAAUGAAAGCUUUAGAAGAUCUUUCAAUCCAUUAUGACUACUCUGUUAGAUCCUGUGAUAAACAGAUAAUACAGUUUAUCUAUGGAGAUGAUGCGCUGAAUCCCUCCUUUGUCGAUAACAAUAAUACGUACGCGGAUCAGUUUGACAAAAUUUUCCACCAUAUCAUUUCCAUAUCCUCAAGCCACAAGCUUCUCUCCUUUAAGGGAAGCUUGCACAGCGCUCAGAUGAUCGGCCAGGGAAAAAUGGGCAUUAUUAGCAUCCCCUAUCAAACGCCGAAGCAGACGCAACAGAUUGAGGGGGAGAAUCAAGCGGCUCUGGAAAGCCCGAACAGUAGUAGAUGUAGUGGUAGUAGUAGUGGUAGUAGUAGUAGUAGUUGUUGUUGUAGCCGCAGCACUAGUGGAGCACCCCCCACGUGCAGAAUAGUGGGUGCAGACAGAGGUGGAGGAAACCAAGUGGAGAACACUUCGGAUAACCAACCGGAUGAAUGCGCACCGUUCUCGUUUAUCCUGCGCGAAAUAAUGAAAAGACUUUCUUUAAAAAUAAUUGGACAAAGUGAUACAAUUAUACCGUUACAGCACGACAAGUACAUGACUAAAAAAAUAAUGGAUGAAUAUGAUAGACGUGAACAAUGCGAUAAGUGUGCAUUGAGGGAAGGAGAAGAACAUGAGGAAGAUAAGGAGGAGGUGAAGGUACCCCAGAAGGAGGGUAACUAUGACGAAUUUAUGUCCGUACAUCCAACAAGUACAAAAAUAAAUGACAAAGUGGGAACAGAAUCAAGUGGAGAAGAUAAAGAGGGAGAAAAGAAGUCACUAUUAAGAGGCGCUCAAGGAGAGAAGAAGAGUAAAAUUAAGCAAAAUAAAAUGAACGUUUUGGAUAGUCCUUCCAAUAAAACCAGCUUAGAUCAUUUGUUGGGAGAUCAAACAAACUGUAGGGGGUUAAGAAAGGACAGUAGUAGUAAAUUCCAGUUAAAACAAAAUGAAGCCGAUUUUUUCCCAUUUUUAGAAAGUAAAAACACAGACGAGGAAAUGGAAAGUGAGGAUGAGAAUAAUGGAAGGAUAGAUAAAAUAAAACGAUAUGAAGAUUUAAAAUGUAGUUGUUACUUACAUAGGAGUGAAAAAGAAAACAAGUGGUACAACAUGAACAGUAUCCUACCUCCACGGAGAUACGAACACAUUGGAUUUUUUGUAAAUGAAUACAGAAAUAUUAUUGAAAUAAAAAAACUAGUUGACCAGAAAAAAUUAAUUUUAACUGAUUAUGAAAAAAGAUAUAUAGAUAGCAAAUACAAUAAGAUGAGUAAAAACAUUAGGAGGAAAAUUGAAAUUGUUAAUAAUAUUUAUAAAAGUGAAAAAGAAAAAAUAGAUAUAAUAAAAGAAAAGUUGAACGAUGGCAAUUACUACUGUUCUUCGUCUUUGUCUUCGUCUUCAUCUUCUUUAGACGAAUCGGACUUCCUAAAGAAGCUUAUAAAAAUGAACGCGAAGGAGAAUAAGGAGGGUCUGGACAAUGACUUGUCGUUUGAUGAUACUACGAAUGAGAACUGCAACGAUGGGUAUAGUGCUCCCCCAAUCAAGUGCAAAAAGGAGAGCUCACAUGGUAGGAGUGAUGGAAGCGGGAGUAGAAGCGGAAGCAGCUGUAGCAGUAGUGGUCGUCAAAACUACGUUAGUCUGGACCCCCCAGUUGGCAUUAUACAUACGAGAAAUAGUCAUCUUGAUGAGGGAUGUAAAGAAAGCAAGCAUUCGUUAGGGGGAAACACGUUUCUUGACUGUAAUCAUUUGAGGAGAAGGCGUAAUAAUAAUAGUAAUAACCACUGCUAUAAAGAUAUAGUAAAGGAUGUUAGUGAAAACGAGAUUUUAUAUGAAAAUAAAUACUAUAAACAGAUGAUAAAGAAUAUAAUAGCAUUUGUAAGUGUAUUUGAGCAUGUAGAAAAUUUGAAACAGCAUUUUAUUUUAUUCCCGUACGAAAUAGUAAAAUGGACAGAAUUCUUAAUAAACUAUUUAACAGAAAUUGUUCCGUCAAAUAUUUUUAUUCAUACACAUAUAUCUAAAGAAGAGAAGCCAACGCAUCAAAAAAAUACUCGAAAUAUGAAAAUAUACAUUGAAGAAAUAAAAAAAUGGCUUUUUGUAAAAGCUAUCAAUAUUUAUAAAUACCUCAAAUAUAAAAAAGGGUUUGCAUUAAUAAGAUUUAAGGAUUAUUAUGAUUUCUUAAAUAAUACAUAUGACAUAUCCUACCGUUACAUGAUCUAUGAUUACUCUUUUAUAAAUUUAAAGCAGUUGUAUCUCUUUGUCUUUUUCAAUAUAUAUAAAUACUUCAAGUACAUAUCUGCACCAGGUGAUGCAGUGGGCUCUAUUUCCGCCCAGUCCAUAGGAGAGCCAGGCACACAGAUGACCCUCAAAACGUUUCACUUUGCCGGUGUGGCUAGCAUGAACGUAACCCUAGGAGUUCCACGAAUUAAGGAAAUAAUCAACGCGUCGAGUAUCAUCCAGACACCUAUAUUGAAUAUUCCCUUAGAAGUAAAGGACAAUUACAAUUUCGCUUUAAUGAUAAAAUCAAAAUUAGAAAAGACAACAAUAAGAGAUGUAUGUGAAUAUAUCAAGGAAGAUUAUACUAGUAGAGGUAUAUUUCUGUGCAUUAAAUUUAAUAAAGAAUUAAUGCAAAAACUUUUUUUAAAUAUUACAUCUUACAAUAUUAGAGAUAUUAUACUAAAACAAAGUCAUAUUAACAAAAUUAAAAUUAAUAAAAUAUGUAUAGAAGCUGUCAACAAAUUUAAAUUACACAUAUCACUCAAAAAUGAUGAUUUUCUCUUCUUCCAAUUGGAAUCAUUGAAAAGGGGAUUACUAGACCUGUUAAUUUAUGGAAAUAAAGAUAUUAAGAGGUGCAUUAUAAAGAAAGAGGAAGUGGAAGUAACCGACAGUGAAGUGGCCAGUAGCACAGGGAGUGAUGCGGAAAGGAACAAGUGGAAUGACGCAAAUAAGAAUAACGAUACACACAACAAAGCAAUUGACGAUAAUAUGAAGAGAGACAGAUGUACAGCUGGGAUGGAAGAGAAUGACGUAAGUACUUACAUAAAGAAAGAACCAGGAUUAGAACUCAAAUCCGGAUCAGAUGCACACGAUAAACAGAUUGAUAGAAAAGGAGACAUUGAAAAUGCGCAAAAUGCGAAAGAAAUGGUAAAACUAGAAAACAUUAUGGAAAAUUUUAGCACCAAAAUAAUGCAAAGCAAUAUAAAAAGAGAAAUGCAAAAACAAAAGAAAAAAAAGAAAGAAAAGAAAGAUAACAAAGUAAACCUAGACAGUAUUAACAUAGACUCCUUGAAUUUUGAUGAAAUUGAGAUUAACGAUAUAAGAAAUGAUAAAAUUGAGUUAUAUGACGAAGAUUCUGAUAAACAUAUAGAAAUAUGUGCAGAUGAAAAUGGAGGGGUCCUAGGCAUAGAAGCAGCCAGAGUGACUAUCAUAAAUGAAAUAAAAAAAUGCGUUGAGGCAUACAGCAUAGACAUUGACAUUCGACACAUAAUGCUCUUAGCGGAUAUAAUGGCGUUCACGGGGGAUAUUCUAGGUAUAAACCGGUUCGGCAUACAGAAGGCUCGACAGAGCACAUUAAUGCUUGCAUCAUUUGAAGAAACCAAUGAGCAUUUAUUCGUUUCGUCUUUCUUUAAAAAUAUUGAUGAAAUUAAUAACAUCAGUGAGAGUAUAAUAGUUGGAAAAAAUAUACCCAUCGGAACAGGAUCCUUUCAACUCCUUUACAACUACAAAUUGUUAGUAUCCUAUAAAUGUAGCGUUGUUUCAACCAAUAAGGAACGGAAAAACCUUACUCUACUUGAACGGGCUGCAAGAGAAACAAGAUAG